Messenger RNA from Harpegnathos saltator (Jerdon's jumping ant), 1403 nucleotides. RefSeq lists its product as uncharacterized. The transcript has 3 exons. Bases 546 to 1025 code for a protein of 159 amino acids. Lineage: Eukaryota; Metazoa; Arthropoda; Insecta; Hymenoptera; Formicidae. The record is from RefSeq and is a predicted model, not a curated record.
UGCGGCCGCAAAGGCGGAAACGCGCUCGCUCGCUCGCGAGCGCCCGGCGGAACGCCGCUAGUCUUGCGGCUAAGUUUGCGAGCACAGACGCGGGAGGACUAAUUAUUUCGCGCUUCCACCGGACCAGUCGUCCGCCGUGCGUCCGCCGCGCUGAAAGUGCGCCAGGAACUCGAGGACUCGGGAUCGGAUCGUCAAUCGAACCCCCGCGCGCGCGAUUCCAUCCGCCGCGGCCGGCCGGGCGAUUCAUCCGGCACUCAAUCCGCAGAAAUCACCGCCAGCUGCGUGCGAUAACGCGAUAAUAGUGGCGCGCACAGCCAGAGAGAUCGUUAUUGAUUAUCAACUAUUCACAGCGGCGAAGCGCGUAUCGUGCGUCGGGCCGAGCGUCAAUGUCAUUAGCAUCGCGCAGCGCGUCCUGAUACGACGAGCCGAGGCGACGGGACUUUCGUUUGCUUUCUCUCUCUCUCUCUCUCUCUCUCUCUCUCUCUCUCUUUUGUCUAUUUUCUUCCCUUCUAAAAAUCGAUAUCGCGCGUGGAUUGUCGUCCGCUAUGCGCUCCUACGGCCACGUCCCUCGGGUUUUGCUGUUGAUCGCGACGAUCGUCAGCAUCUCGACGUUCAGCACCUCGUCGACGAUGACGUCGCCGGGGGAUCCAGCGAACAACCUGAACGAUGUGUCGGACAAGUGGAAGACGGCGCAAUAUGGUGGUCAGCGAGCGCCGAGGAAGGUUUCUGUAACGAGGAUCUCCGACCGACCGACCGACAACUGGUACUAUUGGAUGUAUUACAAGUACCUCAUGAAUAAUUACAACGCGGCGGCGACCAACGGGAAGAAAGACUCGGCUCGAUUGGAAUACGACGAAUCGAGCGAAAGAAUGCGCGAGAUCGAUGAGGACGGCAUCGUGAUGCCCGACAUCGUGAUGCCCGACAGGAUUCCGCUCAUCGGCUCCAGGAAUAUCAUUUACGCGCCCUCAUUCUGCCCGGAAGGAAAGAAGCCGGACGAAGUGGGACGUUGUAGAACUGUCGUGUAAUAAUGUAAAAGCGGCCGCCCGAGUGUUUAAUCGACAUUGCUUCGUUUACCGAGACCGAUCCCAAUUGAAACUGAAAUGAUCUGGUGAUGCUGCUAUGAGGCGCCGCUUCGCCUAUCGCGACUAAAACGCUACAGGAAAACAGAAUCUUCGACGUAUGCGUUUCGUCUCGGGACUUUCGUCGAGAGCUUAAUCGAUGACAGACACACGCAGAAAAAAGGUAUCAAUUAGUACCGUCGACCAGACGAGAAUUCGACGACGAGAAACGAUAUCGCCAUUAUCGUCAGCGAAAAAACACUCAUCUGAGCAUUUGGCUGUAUUAAAACUAACUGCGAUGAUUGAAAACAAAGGCAAUUAAAUCAAGUUUUUCUGCCUCUAUAA